AUGUGGGUCUCCUCGGCCUUUUCUUCCGCAGAUUAAAUUGCGCACCGUUUUGGCAAGACUACUCGUAAUCCGUUUAUUUCUGUACAAAUUCACAUAAGGCGGCUCAUACAACCGUCAAAAUGCUCGCCACCAUCCGCAAACAACUCAGACACCACCCAGCCCUCAUCCCCCUCUUCAUCUUCAUCGGUGGGGGAGCAGGUAUGUCCAUGGCAUACCUCGCUCGUCUGGGCCUGAGAAACCCUGAUGUGUGCUGGGAUCGCAAGAACAACCCAGAGCCCUGGAACAAACUUGGCCCCACUGAUCAGUACAAGUUUUACACAGUGAACAUGGACUACAGCAAGCUGAAGAAGGAUCGUCCUGACUUCUAAAUAUCAAUCUGCUGGACCAAAAUGCACAAAGAUCGGCUUAUCCGCACAAACAGCCACCUUGUGAACUUGUUCGAGGAAAUCUGAGGGAUGCAGAGGCAAAACCCGCAGUGAUUCAUAUUUAAGUUUCCUCAUUGCAUCCAUUUGGUUUUGGAUUUGUCAUUUUCAAUGGUUGUCAAUAAAGUAAAGGAGUCUUUUCUCCUCCAUACAGAGAAAAGAA
Molecule: messenger RNA, 585 nt
Organism: Amphiprion ocellaris (clown anemonefish)
Lineage: Eukaryota; Metazoa; Chordata; Actinopteri; Pomacentridae
Gene: coxfa4a
Product: NDUFA4 mitochondrial complex associated a
Exons: 4
Coding region: 120-368 (82 amino acids)
Source: RefSeq, a predicted model, not a curated record